GGUCACCUGGCCUGAUGUGAUUGGCUAAUGGUUGCUGAUGAGCUACUGAAAGAGGACUACUUGAGAGGACACCCUUCCACUUGGACCAAACGACAAGGGAAUGCAAAUUGCAAAAGCACACCUGGCCUCACCGCCUCUCUCUCUGGCACGAAUCUCUUUCUCUCACUAACUUUCACCGGCGAUGUGGGUGGUGGGAGAUGGGUUGGUGUGAAAUGGAAGGUGGAAGAGAGACGAAAGUGAAACAAAAGGAAGAAAAAGGCGAGGGAGAUUUUUGAGUGUGAGGCUUUGGGGGGAUUAUGGAUUGUGGGAAACCCUAAGUGGGUGUUGGUGUAUAAAGUGUGUUAGAAAAGAAAAGGGAGUGGAUGGUCUGGGGAUUGUUGAGGGAAGGGUUUUGUAUAAAUGGGAGGAGGUGCACAAGGAGAAGUGCUGGGAUCAGAUCUGAUUGAAAAAUUUUGCGAAGAUAAGAGGGAGACGAGAGAGAGACUGACAGAAGAGAGUGAGCACAUGCAGGCAAUUUGUAUAAGGGUAUACCUAUGCCGGUGCGUGCUCACCUCUCUUUCUGUCAGCUUCAGGUGCUGCCUCUCUCACCUCUACUAUCUCAUCCCUUCUGCUUCUGCACUUACUUCUUCCUUCGUUCUUUCUUUUCUAUAUCUAUUUAGUCUAUAUAUACUGUCUUUGCUGUUCUCCCUCUAGAAAAAAGGAAGACACCCUCCGAAAUGACAUAUCUUGCAGGCUUGACCGACCAACUUUUGCAGUUCAGUUCCCCUCCCUCUCCGGAAUCUACGGCGUUUCUCUCUCCUUACACUUUAUUUUUGUUUUCUUUCAAGAACUAAAAUUAAAAUCUCCCUCUCUGUACCCUCUUAAUGAUUGGAGUUGAACAAGGCAAGAACUUUGAUGAGAAGUUCAUCGGAGAGGCCCGGCAAAAGCCUUGUAUGGCUUUUUCGAUUUCUGGAUGAAGAGAAUACGACCAUCAGUGGUUCGAAUGUAUAUAGAAAGAAAAUUUCUUCUUUUACAUUUCUUACCAUUAGAUAGUGUCCAUAAAUCUCAUGAUAGGUACUCAAAGAUUCAUACUGAACUUAGAUGGGAGCUUCUGAUCUAGUUGCCACCGGAGGCGACUGAGGGCAGCAGUUUAGUUGUUUGCAUUUUAUUUCUUUUUCUUUGAUAUUUUUUCGGAAUAUAAUAUUUAUAAUGGUGCUUGAAAGCGUGACUUUUGAUGGUCCUCUUGUUGGAGAGGACGAAGUUGAAGGUACGCCUGGUUCCUGUACAGAUUUAACGGAAAACUGUAUUUUUUUUUGGAAUAUAAAUUCUACAUGUUCACGUUAUUAGCUUGUUUCAAAAGCCCUCUCUUUCUCUCCUCCCCUCCUUUGUCUAGUGGAGCCUGCGAUGUCUACUGGACCAUUUUCCGGAGCUUUCAUAUAAUUCUUUGGCUCCUUGAUGUGGGUUUCGUAUCACGGAGUCGUUGUAUGAAGAAAGAGUGGUCCUUUUGGGAAUGAGUCAUUGUGCAUGGUUCCCAAUAUGGGAAGAUUCCCUUGUUUCCAUAUCUGGGGAGAUACGGACUAUUUUAUUGCCUUGUCCGAAAACUAUUGCAGAAGAGAUUUCCUUAUACAGCACUUAUUGCUUGGUGCUGGGAGCAAUAGUCAGCUUCACCAUAAAAUCACCCAGAAUUAGAAUGGAAGAGGAAAUAUUAAGUGUAAUAUCAAAUGGAGGAACAAAUGUGAUUGUAGAAGCUUCAGAUUCGAACAGCAGCAGUCUCCCAUUUCAUGGAAGCAAGCGCACAAAACAGGGUAUUAGUGUCUCUUCUGGAAGGUUCAAAGGGGUUGUACCUCAGCAAAAUGGGCACUGGGGUGCACAAAUAUAUGCCAACCACCAGCGAAUUUGGCUUGGUACAUAUAAAUCAGAAACUGAAGCAGCAAUGGCUUAUGAUAGUGCAGCCAUCAAGCUCCGAAGUGGGGACAAUCACAGGAAUUUUCCAUGGACUAACCUCACCAUUCAAGAGCCCAACUUCCAAAGUUUUUUCAGUACUGAAACGGUAGUAAACAUGAUUAAGGAUGGCUCCUACCCAUCCAAGUUUGCUGAAUUUCUGAAGACUGAAUCACAGAGAGGAGAAACAGAAGUACUCAGUCUUGACCAAGUGGGUGUGCACCGGAAUGGAAGGUUUAUGUGUAGGCUUCUUUUCCAGAAGGAGCUUACCCCAAGUGAUGUGGGUAAGCUCAACAGGCUUGUGAUCCCAAAGAAAUAUGCUACUAAGCACUUUCCUCCUAUUUCUGAAAGCGCGGAAGAAAAUGAGGUUGGUGGUGCAGCAGCCGACAUGCAGCUGGUUUUUUAUGACAGGUUAAUGAGGCUAUGGAAAUUCCGGUACUGCUAUUGGAGAAGUAGCCAGAGUUAUGUCUUCACAAGGGGUUGGAAUCGGUUUGUAAAGGACAAAGAACUAAAUGAAAAUGACAUUGUUACUUUCUACCUGUGUGAGUAUGGACAAGGGACAAAAGAGGGCCGAACAUUCUGCAUGAUUGAUGUAGCUUAUGACAGGAGCACUGAUGGCCGGGAUGCAAACAAUGGUAGCUUUGUUGAAGGGCCUAAUCGAUAUGUUGGGCUGCAAAUCGAGUUGCAACAAGAUCUGAAGCAAAAUAUCGGGUAUAACAAGCAUGAGAGGAAAUCCCAAGAAGAGGAAGAGUCUGUGGGAACUGAACCAGCACUUGAGGGGCAGAAAAAAGGUCUUAGACUUUUCGGUGUACAAAUUGGCUGAAAAGAACAUGGUUUCGGCACUGAUUUUGCAUUCUCUUAUUAUUUCAUAGAUCAGUUUCCGGUGAUAUUGUUAGUUGAAUUCAUUACAGGAGUAGUUUAGGUGUUAAAUGGAAACAGUGGCAUCCUUGAGGAGGAUACUUGUUGAGUUCAUUUCAUGAGUAGUUUUGCUGUUAAGUGGAAACAGUAGUAUCCUUGAGGAUGCUGAUAAUUUGGCAGAAUAUUGAAAUAUGUACUUUCCAUUGUCCCCCAAAACAACAAUUGGACAUCAA
Vitis vinifera (wine grape) is the source of this 3011-nucleotide messenger RNA. RefSeq names its product AP2/ERF and B3 domain-containing transcription factor At1g50680. Gene Ontology annotation, molecular function: DNA-binding transcription factor activity; DNA binding. Gene Ontology annotation, biological process: regulation of DNA-templated transcription. The coding region runs from base 1490 to 2743 and encodes 417 amino acids. The transcript is spliced from 5 exons. NCBI's taxonomy places the organism in Eukaryota, Viridiplantae, Streptophyta, Magnoliopsida, Vitales, Vitaceae. The record is from RefSeq and is a predicted model, not a curated record.